AUGAUUUCAAACAACGAAAGGCUGGCCGAAGCCAACAGAUCGUACUUGAUGGAUGUGGCAAAGUCAAAAACGAGAGAAGGACAUGACUCAGAAUCAUAUCAGUCAACAACAGAUGAGGAUUAUCAUUUUCUAGACUCAUGGAAGGCAAAUAAACUAAAGAGAAUGAGGAAUAUAUACGGAAAAAGAAGGGAAUAUUUGGAUAAAGGCGCAGGGAAUCUAGAAGUAGUCACAGAUGAAAAGGAACUCAUAAACAUCACAAAAGAUAAUCCCAGAGUGAUAUGUCACUUUUAUGAAGAAGGCUUUGAAAGGUGUAACCUCCUAGAUCGUCUACUAACGUCACUAGCAUCAAGGUUUUUAGACACAAAAUUUGUAAAAAUCAAGGCAAGCAACUCUCCGUUCUUCACAGACAGGAUCGGAAUAAAGAUCCUUCCCACCCUCUUGACACUAAUAGAAGGAAACAUUGCAAAAAUAUACGUGGGAUUCGAAGAGUUUGGAAAAGAUAAUAUCAACCUCAAUAAACUGAGAAGCACGUUGUGUAGAGACAAAUUGUUGACAGAUGAAUGUUGCAUCUUGGAUGGAAACUCGGAAGGAGAAGAAGAAUCCGACCCCAAUAAUUAA
This is a messenger RNA of Theileria orientalis strain Shintoku, 618 nucleotides long. RefSeq lists its product as uncharacterized. The transcript has 7 exons. Bases 1 to 618 code for a protein of 205 amino acids. Gene Ontology annotation, cellular component: cytoplasm. The record is from RefSeq and is a predicted model, not a curated record. Lineage: Eukaryota; Apicomplexa; Aconoidasida; Piroplasmida; Theileriidae.